Molecule: messenger RNA, 1271 nt
Organism: Ceraceosorus bombacis
Lineage: Eukaryota; Fungi; Basidiomycota; Exobasidiomycetes; Ceraceosorales; Ceraceosoraceae
Source: the annotation of a GenBank genome assembly
AUGCGGCUGCUUGUGGUGGGCGGAAACGGCUUUCUAGGUGAGCAGCAUCCGUUGAGCUUUCCGAUGGCCUCAAAGGCUGAGUACGAUACGCUCGGCCAGGCUCCUCCAUCUGCAAGGCAGCACUUGCGAAGGGCUGGGAAGUGAGCUCGAUUAGGUGAGUCAGGGUUUGGCACACGAUAUGCGGGACCUUGAAUUGCUGGCGCUGACCAUUCCUCGCAACCUGGUCCAAACAGCUCUUCGGGCACGCCCUUCGUGGCUCCUUCGGGGCGCAUACCCGCCUGGGCAAAGUCUCCGCAGAUGAAGUGGCAUGCCGCCAAUGCGGCGGCUCCCGAAACAUGGCAAGAGAUAGCUGCCAGCAGUGAUGCGUGCGUGCAUUCCGUGGGAAGGCUGCUCGAGGGCGAGUACAAGACGCCCAAAGACGCAGCGGCGGAGCUUGUCAGAGCUUGGUCCGGUGGAAGCGCGGGCGGCUCAAACCCAUUGAAGAGGAGCAAGUAUGAUGCUAUCAAUCGCGAUCUCGGUGAGUCUCACGCAUAAACCUUGCCCCUCCUUGUCCGCGACUGAUGUUCAAUUCGUCCACUUCAUCCCUUUCAGCCGUCACCGUUGCGAACACUUUUGCAUCCACAAGGAGAAGAGGAACGAACGAAUCACCAGCGCCCUUUCUCUUCAUCUCGGCAGCUGAUCACUUCCGUCCGAUCAUUCCGGAGGGGUACAUCAGGUCGAAACGAGAAGCAGAGGCUGCGAUUGCCCAGCUGGCUGGCUUGCGAUCGAUCUUCAUGAGGCCAGGUGAGAACACUGAGCAUCGCCACCUUCACGGCCAGUCGGAAUUGAUCCGCAAUCUUCACCAUCCCGCAGGGCUAAUGUAUCAUCCAGCAAACCGACCGCUGUCCACGCUUCCUGCGGCACUGCUAGACUUGUCGGCAGCAGUGCACGGCAAAGCGCACACACUCGGCACGUGGGUGCCCACCCCAUCUCGAAUUCUCUCUUUCCUCUCCUCUCCUCGCUCUCCAUUAUCCAUCUUCACCCCGCCCUCCCCUCACGAAAAGCCGAGCGCAACAUCGAGCUCCCGUACCGGUCCGGACUUCACCGCUUUGGCGAGAGGUCUUACCACUCCUCCGUUGCACGUGGACACGGUCGCCAAAGCUGUCGUCAGAGCUUUAGAGGAACCAGAAGUGGAAGGCCCACUCGAGCCAGCCGAUAUGAAACGUCUGCUCGGCUGGAGAGAUGUGAGCGCCGAACCAGAAGAAAGCUUGAGGGAAAGGCCGAGCUUCUAG